GCAUCCAACAACUUAGUCGAUAACAAUCAUUCAACAGUGCGGUAAAGCACCGUUACUUUGACGGUAGCGAAACAUUUCAACAAAAUGAUAACCCUAAGGUCAGCCAUACUGUUUCUUAUCGCAGUGAUCUUCUCGUUGGAUAAUCGCAUCACCGUAGCUGACAAGAAAGUUUCGCCGAGAGAUUGCAUUCAGCAGAAUGGAUACCACCUAGUGCAGUCGCCAACAAAUAACCUCACGGAAGCACCCACUAUUGAUUGGGUAAUUCUUACCGGUACAAUGCAGAGUACUCUUCACAAGGGUGUCCUGAUGUGCUUCCCAGAUUUGAUAGAGCUAACUCUUACACACAGUGAAUUUUCGUAUAUUGACAAAGGAACCUUCAAAGUGGUGCCCCAACUAUGGACGCUCAAUAUUAGUUACAAUGAAUUGAGCACUUUGUUGAAUAACGGAAAGACCAUGUUAAGUGGUCUACCCCAGUUGAGACGUUUGGAUCUGAGUUACAAUAGAUUGCAGGUGUUACAAUCGAACCUUUUCCAAGAGCUGAGAAAUUUAUCUGAAUGUUUUAUUACCAACAAUGGAUUGGAAACUAUCCAUGAAAAAUCAUUCGACGGGUUGAUCAAUUUGAGGACCUUGGAUCUGUCCCAGAAUAAGUUGGAGUACUUGCCAAGUGGAAUGCUACUACAAUGUCAAAAUUUGAAAGUGUUAUCGCUGAGAGAUAAUCGGAUUAAGUAUUUUAGCAGCAGAACAUUCAGACAACAGGAAGGCUUAGAGGAACUGGAUUUGAGUGAUAACAACAUCGUGAACCUACCGAAAACAAUAUUUAUUUUUUUGAGAACAUUGAAAGUGUUACUUUUGAAUGGAAAUGAAUUGCAAACUCUCGCCGAUUCUGUGCUUGAUCCGUUAGUGAAUCUGGAAUAUUUGAACAUUGCUGAUAACAAUCUUGUCACUCUACCGGAAACUCUGCUAAACCCAGUGAAAAACUUGAAAUUCUUCAAUGCGCAAGUUAACAAACUCGUUUCAAUAUCAAGUGAAUUUUUCAAAACAAACUCACUUCUGCAAGAAAUCAGCUUCAGUGAUAAUCAAAUCAUUACAUUUCCACAAAGGACAGUUGCUUUGCUUUCGGAUCUUAAAACCCUCGAUUUAACCAACAAUAAACUGAACAGUACCUUCGCCAUCCAGCUUGCUGCUGGUACUAGCGUGAACUUGUAUCUCAGUGGAAACAAACUGAACCGGACAUCCUUUCGCGGAAAUGUUGCAUUUCUGACGAUGACGCAUAACGAAUUGUCAAAACUACCAAGCUUCGCAUUCGGUGAAUAUGUGGAUAUUCACGGCAUUUUUCUAGAUCAUAAUCAAAUCAGUGCGAUAUCACCGGAUGCAUUGUACGGUCUAUCUAAACUGGAAGAACUAAGUAUUAGUGGAAAUCCAGUUGAAAAUAUUGAAUCCCAGUUUCUAGAGCACGUUCCAAUGCUCAGGAAUCUCGGAAUGAAUAAUAUUAGUAUCAAGAGUAUUCCCGAAGGAUCCUUUUCAAGGCAGAGACAGCUAUCAUCACUUCGUUUAGGGGACAAUAAUUUAGAGCGGCUUCCGGUGUACAUUUUCAAUGGGUUGAGUGAAUUGGAAUAUCUCGGACUAGAGAACAACAGAUUAACGAACGUAUCCAGAAAACAAUUCUACGGUUUAGGAAAUCUGAAACGAUUGUAUCUGCAUGACAACAUGCUUGGCGAUCUUGACGAUAACCUGUUCGAUGAAUUAAUCAGUUUGGAGCUACUUGCACUGCAUAACAAUCGAAUCACCAAGCUCAACGAUAGAUUAUUCGGUAAAUUGAUAAAUUUAGAAAGAAUUGGAUUGCACAACAAUCCAAUUCAAAUGGUUUCCACCGGGGUGUUUCGUGGACUUUCACAACUGAAAGUAGUUCAUUUAUACGACAAUCAGAUCAGUGAGCUGCCGUCAAAUGUGUUUCAAGAUAACCUCCUGCUCGAGGAAGUAGUACUUAGGAAUAAUUUAAUCGUGGAAGUCCCAUAUAAAACUUUCGGGCAUCUCUCAACGUUACAAAUCUUGGAUCUCUCUCGAAACCUAAUAGCUCGAAUAUACUCCAAUUCAUUCCAAAGCUGUGAACAGCUUGCAGAAUUAUGGCUCGGUGGAAAUAAUAUCAGAACUAUUGAUGAGUCAGCGUUUUAUGGAUUGCGAAAACUGGAAAUGUUAGAUCUCAGUGAUAACGAAAUAUCUGUAUUACAUGAAAGGACUUUCCAAAAUCUAAAUCUCCUGAAACGUCUCUAUCUUGGUAAUAACAAUGUGCACGAAUUGUCUGCAACAGACUUUGUUUCUCUUAUCAGCUUACAAGUGCUAUCAAUUUUCAACAACAAUAUAUAUAGCUUAGAGAGCUAUGUAUUCAAAAACAAUCGGCUUUUGGAAGAACUAUUUUUAGAUGGUAACCAAAUAUCUGUGAUAUCACCUAAUGCAUUCCAUGGUUUGGAGAACUUGAAAAUUUUAUAUCUCUCCAAAAACAACAUAACCACAUUGAAGAACGACAUAUUCUUUUCAUUAUUGUCACUUAUUGAGCUUAAAUUAGACGAUAACUCCUUGAAUCAUCUUCCGGAGGAUGUUCUGCUACACCAAACUGGCUUGGAGUUUUUGUCUCUAUCUGAGAACAACAUUCAAUUGCUUCCGGCUGGUCUUUUCAGUAGCAACACCAAACUAAAGAUUUUAGAACUAAAUGAUAAUAAAAUGACAAAUAUUCCGGAUGAAUUGUUGCUGCCACUACAACAGCUGGAUGAACUGUAUUUAGAAAACAAUCAACUUAGCAAACUCGAGGAGUAUAUUUUCAUCAACAAUGCACAACUAAAAAUCUUAAACGUCGCCGGAAACUCAUUGGCCUCAUUUGAUAUCCUUAAAACAUCUUUCGUAGUCAGUCUGCAAGUGUUGGACAUUCAGGCAAAUCAUCUGCAGACAAUCCAAAUUCCCCGAAACUUGCUUCGACUAUUUGCCCAGAAUAACGACAUCGACACCAUUUUCGUCGAAAGCGCAUCAUUCCACCGACUGGAAAUACUCGAUUUAUCAGACAACAAUCUGUCACGAAUCGACAAAAUAUUCAAACUGAUUCGCUUGAAAUCAUUGAAUCUUGCCUUGAACGAUUUCGAAACAUUGGACGUUAGCCGGCUUUACAAACUGCCUUACCUUGGCAGCUUCAACGUCUCAAGAAGUGGAAUCAGAUCUUUGACCGGAGUGCUACACAAACGACACGCAGCACUGGAAUCGUUCGACAUGUCCGGAAACGGAGUCGACAAUUUUGACAACUUCAUUCCGAUAUACUUCACAUCCCUGCUGCAGCUCGUGGUCAAUGGAAAUCCUUUUGUGAAUCAAGAGUUUUAUGAUAAUAUGAUGCUCCUCAGAGGAAUAGGUGCCGUGCAGAAUGAUUUCAAAAUUACCUAAUUUUCCGUUUUACACGAUACAAGUUUUACCAGAAACAGUAACAACUCUGGAAAAUUAUAAGUAGAGUGACAUUUGCUCGUUAUUUUUAACAUGGACAUAACACGUUCUUUCGGAAUAGAUUUCUAAAAAAAAGUUAGAAGUUUUUCAACGCCGUGAAAUCCUGCUAAACAACAUCUAUGUGAGUGAAAUUGUGAUAUUCAAGUAAUGAAAAUGCAUACAAGUAAUAAAAAUAACAAUUUAGUUACGAUACAAAAGCUGGAAGAUUCGCUACCUUUGGUAACACGCAUGUUGUAGUACAAAUAACAAAAAUAUAAACAAAUUGCAUCUGUUGAAUGGUCCAGACGAAAAUAAUUAUUUCAAAGUCGAAGACAGUACUUAAAUUUCUAUCGCAACUAAGACAAGAGUCUUCAUAUAAAGAUUGUACACGAAAAUAAUAUUAUUUUUGUAUAACUGCUGGGCUGUUGAUCGAACAGGCUAUUAUGCGCAAUGGCGACAUCUAUAGCGAUUUUGCUCAGGUAUUAGGUCGCCCACGUAUCGGUCAAAUUUCAGGUAUUUUUGCAUUGUCGUUUGCACGAGAGCACAUUUGUUCGUUCUUCGGCGCUGGUGAAUAAAGUUAUAAAUGUAACGCGAAUCAUUUUAUUGUCUAAAAUCGGGCUGCUGCUGAAAACGGGAUUCAAAACUCUAUAAAAAGAUAAUCGGUUCCCAUUAAAAACCUUACAUUUGUUUUUGUAAAUCGUGAUUAUUCUCGAAUACAUUUAAUAGGGUAAGUUGGCUAAAUUUGGCGCGGGGUUGGUUGUCCGAGUUGUAAAUUUAACGUAGAGCAAUGUGCACUUUGAUAUUCGUGAAAUGUUAACCUUUUUUGAACGAAAUUGGAUAUUAUGCUAAUAUUGAUUAAUGAUUAUCAUAAGGAUCAAUAUAAAUAACAAAUAAAUUGGUAAAA
Molecule: messenger RNA, 4363 nt
Organism: Malaya genurostris
Lineage: Eukaryota; Metazoa; Arthropoda; Insecta; Diptera; Culicidae
Product: toll-like receptor 7
Exons: 2
Coding region: 85-3423 (1112 amino acids)
Molecular function (GO): protein binding
Source: RefSeq, a predicted model, not a curated record